Dermatophagoides pteronyssinus (European house dust mite) is the source of this 2240-nucleotide messenger RNA. Its product is annotated as sodium- and chloride-dependent GABA transporter 1-like. NCBI's taxonomy places the organism in Eukaryota, Metazoa, Arthropoda, Arachnida, Sarcoptiformes, Pyroglyphidae. The record is from RefSeq and is a predicted model, not a curated record. Gene Ontology annotation, biological process: sodium ion transmembrane transport; nitrogen compound transport; amino acid transport. Gene Ontology annotation, molecular function: gamma-aminobutyric acid:sodium:chloride symporter activity. Gene Ontology annotation, cellular component: plasma membrane; neuron projection.
UAUCACAAAUGAACAAUAUCUAAAGAUUAAAAAGGUCAAUUCAAUUCAGCAACUAAAAUACAUUGUGUUUUUUGUUUUUUGGUUGAUAUAGUAUUACUGAUCAAUUCAAUCUUAUCAACCUUUUUUUUAUUCAUCACCAUCAUCAUCAACAUUGUGUUUUUGUUAUUAUUCUUAUUCUUAUUUUACACUAUAGUCAUUUAUUCUUAAAGAUUCAUCAAAGUUCAAUUUUAGUGCCCAGAAAAAAAUUUGUUUCAAACUCAAAUAAUAAUAAUAAUAAUAAUAAUGGCUGGUAAUAAAGUUGAAAUGAAUAGUUUUGAUGGUAAUACGGCGAUGGGUAUUUCAUCAACUACAAUGGGUGUUGGCGGUGGUAUUCAUCAGGCAAAUAAUGCAACAACAACCAUUGGUGGUGGUCGUAUUGCGUCCGCUUCUGGUCAACCGGCUGCAAUAUCUGGUGGCGGUGGUGGUGUUGCCACCGAAGUUAAAUUAACCAAUACAAAAAAUAUACCCGAACGUGGCCAAUGGUCCGGACAAUUGGAUUUUUUAAUGUCUUGUAUUGGUUAUGCAAUCGGUUUAGGAAAUGUAUGGCGUUUUCCAUAUCUAUGCUAUAAAAAUGGUGGUGGUGCAUUUUUAGUACCAUAUCUAUGUUGUCUAGUGUUUGCCGGUGUACCGGCAUUUUUUCUCGAAGCAUCACUUGGUCAAUGGCUUGGUAUCGGUGGUUUAGGUGUUUGGCGUAUUUGUCCUGUGUUCAAAGGUGUUGGUUAUGCUGCAGCUGUAAUGGCAUUCUGGUUAAAUGUUUAUUAUAUUGUUGUAUUAGCAUGGGCUUUAUAUUAUUUUUCACAAGCAAUCGCUGUUGAUGUUCCCUGGAAAGGUUGUAAUAAUUGGUGGAAUACUGAAAGUUGUCGUUCAGAAUAUGAUCUAGCUGAUGAAGAACGUCGUUGUUAUAUUGAACGUGGUGCACAAGAUUUUACCUGUAAAAUGAAUACAUCAUUAUUUACAAGUCCAGUUAAAGAAUAUUGGGAAAAUAAUGUACUACAAAUAACAACUGGAAUGGAUGAUUUUGGUGGUGUACGUUGGCCAUUAGCACUAACAUUGUUUAUAACAUGGGCUGCUUGUUAUUUUGCCAUUUUUAAAGGUGUAAAAUGGACCGGAAAAUUGGUAUAUUUUACAUCAGUAUUUCCAUAUGUAUGUUUAUUCAUAUUAUUAUUACGUGGUAUAACGCUUGAUGGAGCAUGGGAAGGAAUACGUUAUUAUUUAACUCCAAAUUUAUCAAAAUUAACCGAUGCAGGCGUUUGGAAUGAUGCUGCAACACAGAUUUUCUUUUCAUAUGGUCUUGGUUUAGGUGCUUGGAUUGCAUUAGGCAGCUAUAAUCGUUAUCAUAAUAAUGUUCAUAGAGAUGCACUUAUUAUAUCAUGCGUCAAUAGUGGUACAUCAAUGUUUGCCGGUUUUGUCGUAUUCAGUAUUAUUGGAUUUAUGGCUAAAGCACAGAAUAAACCAGUUGAAGAUGUAGCUACUUCAGGUUCUGGUCUAGUAUUUUUAGCCUAUCCAUCAGCUACACUAAAAUUACCAUUUUCACCAUUAUGGUCAAUGUUAUUCUUUAUGAUGAUUGUUAUGUUAGGCCUCGAUAGUCAGUUCUGUACAAUGGAAGGAUUUUUUACGGCAAUCAUCGAUGAAUGGGCACAUAUAUUACGUCCACAUAAAGAAUUAUUCAUUAUGUUUGUUUGUAUGAUAUCAUAUUUGAUUGGUAUUAUAUUUGUUGUCAAAGGUGGAAUGUAUUGGUUUCAAUUAUUUGAUUAUUAUGCUGCAUCGGGUUUCGCUUUAUUGUUUCUCAUAUUUUUCGAAGUUGUCGCCAUAUCAUGGUCAUACGGCGUAAAUCGUUAUUAUGGAAAUUUAAAUCAAAUGUUGAAAUUUCCGAUACCAAUCUGGUGGAAAUUAUGUUGGUUUUUUUUCACACCAUCUGUUUGCUUUCUGGUAUUUUGCUUCAGUCUUUAUCAAUAUAAGCCUUUAAAAUAUAUGAAUUAUGAAUAUCCAUGGUGGGGACAGGCCAUUGGUUGGUUUCUUGCAUUAUCAUCAAUGGUUUGUAUACCAGGCUAUGCUAUUUAUCUGUACAUUGUUACACCAGGUACUUUUAGCGAGCGUAUGAAAGCAUUAUUUCGGCCAGAUAUACCUGAAGUUGAAGAAGAAAUACGUCGUCGAUCACAAGAUGAUAUUGAUACAUCUGUUACACAGGUUUAAAAAUAAAA